Messenger RNA from Mollisia scopiformis, 1650 nucleotides. RefSeq names its product glycoside hydrolase. NCBI's taxonomy places the organism in Eukaryota, Fungi, Ascomycota, Leotiomycetes, Helotiales, Mollisiaceae. The transcript is spliced from 3 exons. The record is from RefSeq and is a predicted model, not a curated record. The coding region runs from base 1 to 1650 and encodes 549 amino acids. Gene Ontology annotation, cellular component: extracellular region. Gene Ontology annotation, molecular function: chitin binding; chitinase activity. Gene Ontology annotation, biological process: carbohydrate metabolic process.
AUGGACAUCCCCGGCCAAGGAGCGGGUCAACAACGUCUGCUACAUUUUUGCAACCAGACCACUGUGGACAUCAUCCCGAUAGCCUUUCUCAACGUUUUCCCUGCUCAAGGAAAUGGAUAUCCGGGAGAUAACCUUGGGAAUCAGUGUUGGGGCGCACCCUACGUGUUCUCAGGUCCUGGAAACAAUACAAGCUUGAACCAACUACAAUCAGAAUGCCCACAAAUCGUCGAAGAUAUUCCUGUAUGCCAAUCAACUUAUGGAAAAAAGAUUAUUCCAUCAUUAGGAGGUGCAACAGCUACAUACCAACUUACCGGUGCUGCUGAAGGCGUGGCCUUUGCAGACUUUCUCUGGGGUGCAUUCGGACCCCAAACUGCUUCGUGGUUGGCGAGUGGCCUCCCGCGACCUUUUGACGGCCCUAACAAUUUAGCCGUUGAGGUUGACGGCUUCGAUUUCGAUAUCGAGUACGCUCCAACUGAUGGCUCAGCAGGUUAUAUUGCAAUGAUACAGCGCCUACGCAGAUUGUUCCAGAGUGCAAGCAAAACUUACUUGAUCACCGGAGCUCCUCAGUGUGUCGUACCAGAUGCGAAUAUGGGAGCAAUGAUCUCUCAAACACAAUUUGACAUCAUAUGGGUACAAUACUAUAACACUCCUCAGUGUUCGGCACGCAACUGGGCCAACGCCAAUCCGAAUUAUGGAAGCACUGGGCUUGAGCUUCCAAGUGGAUUUAGUUACAACACCUGGGAGACGUUCUUAGUUGGGACAGCUAGUGCUAACGCUAAAUUAUACAUUGGCGUACCUGGAGGUCCCACAUCAGACGCCAACUAUCUCAAUGUAACAGAGAUAGCAAAUCUAGCAAAAGCAUAUUUUUGCAAGCCAAACUUUGGAGGGAUUAUGAUCUGGGAGGCCACAGUAGCCGAGGCAAAUCCUUCUGGGCCUUACUAUUCUACCGUGAAGAAGAUCUUGACCGGGUAUCAGAAUUCAUUAUGCACCACAUUCUCAACCACAUCGGUAAGCAGCAAAUCAUCGACGCUCCUGACAAGUACAACAUCGAGUUCAAAAGUUUUGCUCAAGAGCUCCACUAGCAACGUCAAAACCAGCAUGACAUCGAGCUCGAAAGUUUUGCUUGUCAGCUCAAGCAACAGUGUGAAAACAAGCACGGUUUCGAGCUCGAAAACCUCAGCCAAGAGCUCACCCAGUAGCGUCAAAACAAGUACGACACCGAGCUCGAAGACUUCAUUCAAGACCUCGACCAGCAGCGUCAACACAGGCACCUCUUCCCCCAUUCAUCUCUCAACAACGAAAUCCACAUCAGCAAGCUCAUCCAGUAAAGCUCAAUCUGCACAGUCUUCAUCCUCCACUACGCUUUGCACCACUACCAAACAAAUCACUACUCUGGUGUCGAGGACCGUGUACAUCCCAGCUAGUUCGAUCAAAUCUUCUUCCAGCAGUAAGACAAGCCUCAGUUCGUCCAAAACGACCGUCUCCUCCCAGACACCCUCCCCGACAGUCGUGGUGCCUGCUGGUGCUUGUGGUCCUGUUUAUAAUGUUGCUUGUGCCAGCGGAUAUUGCUGUUCACAGUACGGUUAUUGCGGGACUUCGUCCGCAUUCUGCGGAACUGGAUGCCAGGCGGCUUUUGGAACUUGUAGUUAG